Drosophila willistoni is the source of this 2275-nucleotide messenger RNA. RefSeq names its product arginine kinase. Gene Ontology annotation, molecular function: protein binding; kinase activity. The transcript has 6 exons. The record is from RefSeq and is a predicted model, not a curated record. NCBI's taxonomy places the organism in Eukaryota, Metazoa, Arthropoda, Insecta, Diptera, Drosophilidae. The coding region runs from base 248 to 2164 and encodes 638 amino acids.
UGUCAUAACAACUGCCAAACAAAAUGGUAAACUGGAAGAGACAGAACCCCAAAUCGAGGCACAAGUGGAGCAACAAGAAGUCCAGGAGCCAGGAACCACCCAGGAAGAUGCCAAGGAGCCAGAAGAUGAUGGCAAUGAAUCGCUUACGUCAUCACUGGCCAUUGAGGGUUUUGUGCAAGGAGCCUCUGAGGAUUUUACAGUUCAGUCACAAACUGCAGCUUAUCAAGUUGAUGAUGAAGACUUGCCCAUGCAACAGAUUGUGGAAUCGGGUGACCUUGAACAGUUGGCUGAGAUUGUCUUGAAUGGCGAAGGUUCACGAUUACUGGGACAAAAGUCCAAAGAUCCAGAUAUUCAAGCGUUUCUAAAUAAUGUGCCUAGCUAUAUGGAGAAAAUCCAUCGCGUGCAUGAUGCGGCACGUGAUGGCAGUUUAUUGGCAUUGCAGCAGGCUCUGGAUCGGCGGAAGUUUGCCAUAGCUAAGGACGAUAUAUCACCAAAUGGUUCGACACCCUUGCAUGUGGCCGUGCUCUUUGGACACACAGAUAUUGUACGAUAUUUGGCCUCUCGUUUUCCGGAGACCAUGGCCGUAACCGAUAAUGAUGGACGUACGCCCCUUCAUUAUGCUGCCACAAUUAAGGAUAAUGGUCAUUUUUACAAUAUGCUAAUGCAAUUGGGGGCCAAUCCCAAAGAACUGGAUAAGCUGGGUCAUACGGCCGAGUUUUAUUUGGAUAUGGACAAAUCGAAAGAUAUACUCACCUACACCGAAUUGCUCAAUGUUUUUGGGGCCGAAGAACUUGAGAACCAGUUGCUCAGUGAUCAAGUUCCCGAUGAUUUGCAUAGCGCACGUCGUGAGUUGCAGGAUGGAGAAAUUUCGCGAACUUUGGAACGCUGUUUCAGUGUCAUUGCCGAGUCGGGCAAACUGCUAAGCGGCACUACAGCCUCAGCCUUAUCGCAUCGGAAACCCCUGAGUGCAUCGUCCUUACAGCUAUCGGUUACUAGCUAUCUAAGCCGUUUCCUUAAACGUGCCGUCUAUGAGAAAAUCAAGCGAAGGCAAACACGUUUGGAUCACAAUCUCUUCGAUGUCUUGUGGCCAGCCAUGCGGAAGACAUCGAAAGCUCGCCAUCUUGAAGAGGACAUCAAUUGUGGCAUCAUUGCACCGGAUUUUGAUGUCUUUGUGGUAUUCCAGGAGUUUCUAGUGCCACUGCUCAAAGAUAUGCAUUGCCUGAAUAUUGAUGCCGACUUUAAGCCACAUCCUCGUUUGGCCUACUUUCCCAUGGAUAAUGGUGAACGUUUGAAUACAGCGGCCUUUGUCUAUGACGAUGAAUCGUUGCUGGUCACCAGAUGUAUAGUGGAGGCUUCACGUAAUUUGGAUCAAUUGGAAUUGCCAUUGAAUCUGACAAUUGGUCAAAUUGAACAAGCCGAACGCAUGAUGAUGGGAAAAAUAUUUACAGCGAAUUUUGCAGAGGCCAUUGGUGAGACGGAAUCGGGAAACUAUUAUACACUCACCGAGCUAUUGGAACCUGAUUCUGAGGUGGCCAAUAUGUUGACUAAUUUGGGUCUAAUGAUAUCACUGUUGGAUACCAAAGAUCUGGUUCAAGCGGCAGAGUCCACAGCAUUCAACGGGGCCCUGUGGCCGUAUGGGCGAGGUGUUUAUGUCAGUUCGGCUCACAAUUUGGCUUUAUGGUUGAAUUGUCAGGAGCAUUUACGUGUGAUUUCAUCGACAAGUAGCAAAGAUCCGGCUGAUAUGGGUGCGGCAUAUACCCGAGUUGGACGAGCUGUCACAUAUCUGGAAACGCAAUUGCAUUUCAAGGAGAGCUAUCUACUUGGCUAUCUGCAAUCACGACCUGCCUUCUUGGGUACAGGCCUGAAAAUGACAACCAUUGUGAAAUUGCCCAAUUUGAUGAAGGAAUUGGAUAAUCUGCGUCAUUUAUGCUCAGUGCGUGGCCUUAGUAUGGUGACGAAUCGUCUUUCAAAGCUCACUGUGCGUCUUAUCAAUAUGCAGAGCAUGGGCAUUGUGGAAUAUGUCUUAUUCCAGGACUAUUGUACAGCUGUCACCAAUAUUCUAUCCUUGGAGAAGGACAUGUCAUUGACAAAUUCUAAACAUAUUGCCACCAUGUUGGUGAAAAUAUUUCGACGCAAGAAAAACAGCAUUGUCGAUCGAAACUAAUGAUCCACCAUCCACCCAUAUUCCAUCAUCAAAUUGUAUAUAUAUAUGCUUAUAUCUACAGCACCAAAUCUUAUCCAACGAUUAAUACACUAAUAUACUUGUAGCCGUAGA